UUCUUCUCGCAGCAGCUCUGCCUCCUGCUGGGCAGCGCCCUCGGGGGCGUCUUCAAGAGGACAUCAGCCCGGAAACAAGAAAAUGAGAAAAUAAUGAACUGCUGCCAUCAGCAGAGCCCUUCUGAUAAAGGAUUUAAUCAAAGAUGGGGCAAGAUGAAAAGCUGAGAGCCAAAACCUCUGGGAAAAGACAGCCUGAGGGAUCUCCUGGGCCUCUGUCUUCCUCAGUGAGCUGGAAACUCUGGUCUUCCUGCCUGGCCCAGUCACUAUGGGCCCUCUUCACCUCUUCUCUGGCCAUCUCCCUGGUGUUCGCCGCCAUCCCCUUCUGCCGCGACGUGAAGGUGCUGGCUGCCGUCAUGGCACUGGCGGGCCUGGCCAUGGGCUGCAUCGACACGGUGGCCAACAUGCAGCUGGUGAGGAUCUACCAGAAGGACUCGGCUGUCUUCCUUCAGGUUCUCCAUUUCUUUGUGGGCUUUGGUGCUCUGCUGAGCCCUCUUAUCGCCGACCCCUUCCUGUCUGAGGCCAACUGCUUGCCUGCCAAUAGCACAGCCAAUGCCACCACCCACAGCCACCCGCUCCAUAUUGCCAGGGUCCUGGGCCACCGCCACGCUGAGGCCCAGACUUGGUCCAACCAGACGUUCCCUGGGAUGCCCCCGCAGGACGGGGCAGGGACCCGCGUGUCCUACGCCUUCUGGAUCAUGGCCCUGAUCAAUCUCCCGGUGCCCAUGGCUGUGCUGUAUCUGCUGUCCAAAGAGCGGCUGCUGACCUGCUGCCCGCAGAGGAGGCCCCUGCUCCUGCCCGCAGACGAGCUCGCCCUGGAGACACAGCCUCCUGAGAAGGAAGACACAUCCUCACUGCCCCCCAAGUUUCAGCCAAACGCAGGGCACGAGGACCUGUUCAGCUGCUGCCAGAGAAGGAACUUCAAAGGAGCCCCUUACUCCUUCUUCGCCAUCCACAUCACAGCCGCCCUGGUCUUGUUCAUGACCGAUGGGAUGACGGGGGCGUACUCCGCCUUUGUGUACAGCUAUGCAGUGGAGAAACCGCUGUCGGUGGGACACAAGGUGGCCGGUUACCUCCCCAGCCUCUUCUGGGGCUUCAUCACCCUGGGUCGGCUCAUCUCCAUUCCCAUAUCCUCAAGAGUGAAGCCAGCCACCAUGGUUUUUGUCAAUGUGAUCGGCGUGGUGGUGACGUUCCUGGUGCUUCUUGUUUUCUCCUACAACGUCAUCUUCCUGUUCGUGGGGACAGCCAGUCUGGGCCUGUUCCUAAGUAGCACCUUCCCCAGCCUGCUGGCCUACACCGAGGACAUCCUGCAGUACAAAGGCUGUGCGACCACGGUGCUGGUGACCGGGGCAGGCAUCGGCGAGAUGGUCCUCCAGAUGCUGGUUGGUUCGGUUUUCCAGGCUCGGGGAAGCUAUAGUUUCCUGGUCUGCGGCGUGAUCUUUGGGUGCCUGGCUUUCACCUUCUAUAUCUUGCUCCUGUUUUUCCACAGGAUGCACUCUGGACUCUCAUCAGGUCCAACCCAGGACAAAGCACUUGGGAUGGAGAGUCUUGAGUGCUACCAGAGGUAAAACUGGGUGAGUGAGACAGGCGAAGACGUCUGGCCAAAGGGCCGGGGAGCGCUGGGGCGGCAAUGGAGGCAACCUCUCAACGCCUCGGUUCCAACCUUCACUAAUUCUUGGUUGGGUGGAAGAAAUUAAAUUGAAUUCUGGUAACUGAGUUCACCCUGGGCAGAUCAUUGGAAGUUUACCUGGGUAUCCAGGUCACCUUCCUCUUCCCUGGCUCAGACUUCGGGUGAGAGCGGGCCAGGAGACCCCGUGGGAAGGAUGAAGACAGUUGCUUCACUCCAUCAGCCGCCUCCUCCGUGGACCACAGCCUGGGUUUGAAGAUCACUCUUAGUUGGACGUUUGAACAAACAAGUUGAAAUUAGAAACAAUGAUGAUCAUUGCUUUAUGUAGAUAGAGUUUUUAAAAAUCAAUCAAAACAAACCCCAGGUGAUUCCCUGGCAUGCUCAAAGGAUUUACUUGCUUUUACUUAUUAAUACUCCGAAGCCCCUCCAACCCCUGCUGCUGCUGUCAGUAGUUCAUCUAUAACCUAAAGCAGCAAAAGGAAAAGUUGACUCUUUGGGACACUAACUCAGUGGUAUGCUGGGCUCGUGCAUGCCAGCUUAUAGAAGUCAGUUGAGUUUUCAUUUUGAGAGCUGGUUGUUAAAAUGCAGCCAUUAUUUAAAAUUAAAUUAUAUAAACUUACUACCUUUGCUUUUAAUGUAAUUUAACUAUAACUACUCAAAGCUCAUCACUUCCUAAUUUUUUUCUACCUGUGUUAUUGAGGUUAUUUAUUGUACCCGCAGGGUAGAAAUACUACAUAAAGAUGUGCUUCCGUGUAUUUCUAACUCCACCUUCAGUGAUAACACGUGAGUGGCUUGAGAUCAGCCAUGGUGGGACUGUUUAUAGCUUUUGCCAAUUUCUGUGGUGUAAAGCAUGGCUUUAUUUUCCCCCUCGAGAGCCAUUUGAUCAACAUUUACCAGCAUACCACUAAUAAUCAAUGCUGACUGGUCCAGAAGUUGCCUGGGAGAAUGGGGUAGAUGGCUCUGCUUUUCUCAUUGACAUUGAAUAGCUUACAAAAGGUAUAGAAACAGCAUGAAUUUCUCAAAAAUAUCUAACUUAAACUUUACAUCUCCUCUAGGGGGAGGAAAAAAUUCUUUCCAUCGUGUCAACGUUUUUUUCUUUAACAAAAAGCUGGGCCGCUGCACAGUUCAAGCCGUGUGGUAUACUGAAGGGGGUGUCUGUGCAGGAGCACUCGCUCCUGUCCUGAUGAAACCCUGUAGUCAUACAGAGAGAGGAUGCAAACUGGGCUCGGAGGGCUAAGAGUGCUGGGACUUCUGCAAGUAGCGCAAUGGCUCAUUACAGUCGCUGUUAGUGUAUUAGUUUACCUGAACUUUGUCUGCGUAAAUACAAAUGUCCAUGUAUAAAUAUGCAAAGUAAGUGGGUCGUGGUUCUCAGGAACCUGGCCAAGUGAUGUGGUUCACAUGCCCCACACUGAAAGCGUUAUCCUGGAACCGUAGGCUUUGUAUGUAAGCCAGCUCCGUCUGCCAUCAGCGUGGGGCAGCGAGGAGGGUCUGGCUACUGAGAGAGACCUGGUUCAGGCACUGGCCUCCCCUUUUAGCUGCGUGGCCCUGGGCAGAUCAC
Messenger RNA from Vicugna pacos (alpaca), 3182 nucleotides. The record is from RefSeq and is a predicted model, not a curated record. NCBI's taxonomy places the organism in Eukaryota, Metazoa, Chordata, Mammalia, Artiodactyla, Camelidae.